This is a messenger RNA of Vigna umbellata (rice bean), 1924 nucleotides long. Its product is annotated as receptor-like protein 57. The record is from RefSeq and is a predicted model, not a curated record. Lineage: Eukaryota; Viridiplantae; Streptophyta; Magnoliopsida; Fabales; Fabaceae. Gene Ontology annotation, molecular function: protein binding.
UAAAGAAACUUAUAUUGUUCUGUGUAAUGAAAGGAAGAUGGACAACAGACUAUAAAGAAAGCAGUAUACAGGGUUUGAUUGUAGAAGAAGAGAGAAUAAGAAAGGAGAGUGUUUGUGGUUGUUGAAGGUAUGAAGGGGGGAAGUGCAGUUAGUAGUGUGGAAAUGAGAGUGGCGUGGAAAUAGAAAAAGGUGGUGAUGUAAAAAGUCAAUAAUGUCCUUUGCGUAUUGUCGCUGUCUUAGGCUUCGUAUUUGCAGGUCAUCGCCCCCCACAAACUCCAAUCGGAAAGGUCCCACACAGACAACAAAUCCUUUAAUUUUCCUCUCUCCAUCCAACCCCUCAACUCAUUUCACCUUCCUCACACGCACGCGCUCGAGUGAAGAAGACCAGUUUUUCAAAGAGUCUGCCCUCUUUCUCUCUCAUUCCCUCAUCUCGCUUUGGCCUAAGACAACAAUAACAACAUCAAAAAAUCCGACAUCUCUCGCUUUCCCAACUUCACACCCUGUUUCUUUUGGAUAGAAGGAACCCUUAAAUACACAGUCUCUCUCUUCUUCUUUCACUCUUCAUGCUUCUCAAUUACUUCUGUUUGGAUGAAUCUUGAUCUCUGUCUCCACCACUCUCCUACAAGGUAACAAAAGCAAUCGGAGAGGGCGAGGUUGUCUGGUAAUGGAUGUGGGGUGCGUGCUGUUACUGUGGUGGGUGACUUUGAUUCCGGGGAUUUUAUCAGAUCCAAGCGACGAGGCAUGUCUGACACACCUCAGCAAGUCCUUGGAAGAUUCCACCAACUUGCCCCAUAACUGGAAAGAAGAGAACUUUGCCAAGCCCUGCAACGAUUCCACCUCCAUUCUCCAAGGUGUCAUCUGCAACAAUGGCCGCAUUUACAAGCUCUCUCUCAACAACCUAUCGCUCCGGGGAACCAUAUCCCCAUUCCUCUCCAACUGUACCAAUCUCCAAGCUCUUGACCUCUCCUCCAACUUCCUCACCGCUCAAAUCCCCCUGGAACUUGAGUCUCUUGUCAACCUCGCCGUUCUGAACCUCUCCUCCAACCGUCUCGAAGGGGAUAUUCCCCCGCAGCUGGCAUUAUGCGCCUAUCUCAACAUCAUCGACCUCCACGAUAAUUUGCUUACCGGGCCUAUUCCCCAGCAAUUUGGCCUGCUCGCUCGUCUUUCCGCCUUCGAUGUGUCCAAUAACCGCCUCUCCGGGCCCAUCCCCGCCUCCCUGUCGAACCGUAGCGGGAACUUGCCCAGAUUCAACGCCAGCUCCUUCCUGGGGAAUAAGGAUCUCUACGGUUACCCGUUGCCGCCUUUUAGGAAUAGUGGGUUGUCCAUUUUAGCCAUUGUUGGGAUUGGCAUGGGGAGUGGCCUCGCCAGUUUGGUUCUUAGCUUCACCGGAGUUUGUGUCUGGUUAAAAAUCACCGAGCGCAAGAUGGCGCUGGAGGAAGGCAAAAUCAGCCACCUUAUGCCCGAUUAUUGAAACAUUAAUCACAAAUUACAAUACUUUCAAAUAUUCCAACCCAUCUCUCAUUCAACUGCAUCCAAAAAAAAAAAAAAAUAGUGCCCGUACCAGGUACUUAUUUUUUUUGUGUUUAUAAAAGCGAGGUUGGGUGUGGGCUACCCCUAAUUUCUUCGUACUUAUGGGUGGUUCAGAUCAUUGUCUCUUAUCUAUCACGGGGACAUAUUUUAUUUUGUAGUAAUUUAUAAAUUUAUAAUUUCUCUCUCUCUCUCUUUUUCUUUCCAUCAUAAGUAUUGACUGUUUUAAAAUUUUGCGCUUACCCGAUCCCGGUUGGCUGUAUUAUUGUUGUUUCCAUUUAUUGAAUAGGAUUAGCUUAGCAGCGUGAAAAUAAAUUUUGAAAGAGGUGCAUGGGUGGUAUGGUACUGAUGUUGUGCAGCUUUAAUUUUGUUGCUUGUUGUGUUGAUGCAUGGAUUG